CAUAGACUAAGAAUAAAAGCAACACACUUAAAUUGGAGCGGAGUGGCUAGUUUAUUUCCUGGGAUUGUGUGUGUAUGUAUAUGUGUCUGCCUCUUCGCGUUCUUUUUAUUUUAUUGCUAAAUGAUAUACAUUGAUCUUUUGUAUAAAUAAAAAACAACAUUUGUUGUUGUUGAUUACAUUGAAUUUUUGUUUUUACCCAUGUUUUUGUUUUUGUUUUGUUUGGAUUUUGUAUCGUUUGCAAAUUUUAGGCUCUUGUUUUUUUUUUUUUUUUUUUUUUUUUUUGUGGGUCUCUUUCUAUUUCCUCUUCUUUGCUAUUCACUGAGGUAAACUUUCACUUUCUUUACUCGUGUGUGUCCCUAUUCUAUUUGGUAAUAGAUAGUUUAUUUCUUGGGAUUACUCGUCUGUCUGCGCGUUUUUUUUGUUGCUAAAUGAUAUACAUUCCUCCCAAGAGAGUAGUAAGUUGUGCAUACACUUUACACUUCCAGACUAACUUGUGGACUACAUUGAGUAUGUUGCUGUUGUUGUUUAUAUACAUUGAUUUUUUUGUUUAUACCCAUGUUUUUGUUUUGUUUGGAUUUAGUACGUUUGCAAAAUUUAGGCUUCUGUUUAUUUAUUAAAAGUAGCAGCGGAGGCAAGAUUUUAACUAAGAUUCAAAAAUACAAAGAAGCAAAAACACGAAAGAGUCGAGAGAUUCAACAUUUAUUGUAUGUACGUAAAAAUAAUUUGUACACUCUACCCAUCCCCAAACCCCACUUGUGGGAUUACACUGGGUAUUGCGUUGUUGUUGUUAUUGAUAUACAUUUUUUUGUUUUGUUUAUUACAAUGUUUUUGUUUUGGUUAGAUUUUGUAUUGUUUGCAAAUUUUAAGCUUCUGUUUAUUUAUUAAAGUUAGUGGCGGAGUUAAGAGUUUAACUCAGAUUCAUAAAUACCAAGAAGCAAAAACACGAAAAAGUCGAGAGAUUCAACAUUUAUUAUAUGUACGUAAAAAUAAUUAUGUACACUCUACCCUUGCCCAAACCCUAGUUGUGGGAUUACAUUGUGUAUGUUGUAGUUGUUGUUGUUAUUGAUUUAGAUUGCUUUUUUGUUUAUUUUCAUGUUUUUGUUUUGGUUGGAUUUUGUAUCGUUUACAAAUUUUAGGCUUCUGUUUAUUUAUCAAAGGUAGCGGCGGAGGCAAGAUUUUCACUAAGAUUCAAAAUAUAAAAAAGUAAAAAACACAAAGAAGUCUAGAGAUUAAACAUUUGUUUUAUGUGCAUAAAAAAUAAUGUUGAUCUUGAAUAUACGAAUUAAUUUUUGUACCCCUCGCACAGUCCUUUUUCCCAUUUGAUGACAAGGAGUUAUCUUCAAAAGGUGCUAGUUGGCCUUUAUGGGAUUUAAUUUAUAGAUUUCUUCAUUUCCUUUUGGGUAUUGUUUACAUCUUGAGUUCUUGGAUUUUAGUUUUUUAUUCGUCGUUUGAGUAUGUAAACCUCGAAUGAAAAGCUUUUUGAAGUAUCUUCGACGAAUUUGCACUUGAACGUGUGGCUUGCCAAUGAAGUAGGUGGAAACCAUGGUAUACCAGGAUUCGGAGUUACCCGAUACAUGUGCUGAUAGAAAGUAGUAGGUACUCAAGGAAUAGUCGAGGUGUGCACAUGCUGAUCCGAACACCCCUUUAUAAAAAAAGCAUCGUUGACGGACUUAGCGGCUGGAGUUUUCAGAAGGAUACCUGCACUUCACAUAGAUGGUGAAAUUUAUGAAGUUUAAUGAGUCUCUAUGUCUAUGAAUAGUUGGAAUUGGGGUGAAGUAGCAGUGAAUUUGUUGUCGUGAGCUGUUGAUUUGUUGGAGCUGAAUUCCAUUACAAUGGGGCGACCAGGAUUGAGAAACUGGGAUAUUUUUUAUGAAGCAAGACGUGGAAACAAAAAGGCAGAGACUGUUAGUGAUAAUAUUCGUUUCAUGCAAAAGAUUUCAAGCUCGGAUAAUGUCGAUGAAGAUUAUUUCGAGUUUUUGAAGCAUCUCUAUAACUAUGAUAUAGAUUCUCAGUCAUACACAAAUGAAUAUGGAAAUGAUGGCAGCUAUUAUGAGGUUGAAGUUGAGUAUGAGGACGAGGAUGAAGCUGACCCGCAGUACAAGAUGUUUUUGGCUAAUGCUAAGCCAGAUGGGAAGUCAUAUGUGCUUAACGCUGAGACAGAGGACGGGUUACCUGUGUCCAUAAAGUAUGAAAAAGAGUGUGACUGUGAUGAUGAGCGUGUAUGUGCCUGUUGGAAAAAAAAGAAAGAUAUAGAGAUGCAAAAGGAUGAGAAAAACUCGCAUCCUACUCGUCGCAAAGUUGAGGUAAAAAAACGGAGAAUGUCAACAGCUAGAUCCAUGGGAGAUGUGGAUGUGAUAUUUGAGCCUUCCGAUCCAACUUCUCAGAGGAAAAAUGGGACUAUGAGGCGGAAGAUUAGCACGGGAAAACGUGGUCCAUCCAAGAGACAACGCAAGAGUGAGACUAAGAUAAAGUCGGGUAAGGAGAAGAUGACAGAGAAAGGGAGUAAACCAGUUCAUGUCACAGGCAAAGAAGCAGCAUCUGAUGGACAGGGCAAGAGUGAGACUAAGAUAAAGUCGGGUGAGGAGAAGAUGAUGGGAAAAGGGAAGAAACCAGUUCAUGUCACAGGCAAAGAAGAAGCAUCUGAUGUAGGUGAAGAAUAUGUGUUACUCCUGGAGAAUCUUCAAAAUGAAAAUUGGAGCAUGAAAACCUCGUUAAGAAGUGGUUGCAAUAUUGAAUAUGAAGCUGCUGAAGAUGACCUUGAAAUCCUUUACGACAAUAGUGAUACGCUCGAGAAGUCCAAGUUCAGGCAGAAAGUCAUGGAUCUUCUGAAGAAGCCUUACAAUACAGAGGAGUACAAAGAGCUAUGGACAUAUGUCAACGAUAAAAAACCAGUGGAAAGGAAUAUGGAAACGCGUAGAGGGGGACUGAGCAGUUACAAGACAACGAAAAUGGGAAAAUCAUAUCUGGAACUCUAUGAAGACCUUAAGGAAAAGCUCAUUGAAUUUGAUAAUGACAAGAGGAAAAAGUUGAAGAUCAUGCGUGGCUUUACGUUUUGGUUACAGAAUGUCGUUCAUGGAGGAGCCUUCAAACCUUGGAAUGACAGAGAGUUUCUCGCGCUGGUGGCUGAAUCUACCUAGAAGUAAUGCACUUGCACUUCCAGUCUUACUUUUUUGAUUAAUCAUCUGAAGACUGGGCUGCAUUGAAUACAAAAUCAGUAUAUCAUACAGGGAAGCAAACUUAGUAGUGGAUCGUCUUGUGAAUUCUCUUCGAGGCUUUGGAACAAUUUUUUAUUUUUAUUUUUAAUUUUUGGUGAUCUUAUAAGUUCCCCCUCCUGUCCCUUUUCUCAAAAUCCCUGGGAAUUUAUACAUCUCAAACAAGGAUGUAAAUGGAGUUGAUAGCAGUGUGUAUGCAGAAGUUGGCAUCUUCACACACUUCAUACA
Lycium barbarum (goji berry) is the source of this 3440-nucleotide messenger RNA. RefSeq lists its product as uncharacterized. The transcript has 5 exons. Bases 1833 to 3137 code for a protein of 434 amino acids. NCBI's taxonomy places the organism in Eukaryota, Viridiplantae, Streptophyta, Magnoliopsida, Solanales, Solanaceae. The record is from RefSeq and is a predicted model, not a curated record.